CCCAAGAAUUUCCAGCAGUUUCACUCCUCAGAGGCUGCGCUCUUAAAUUAUGCUGGAUUUCAUUUUCUUAAGAGAGAGAGAGAGAAAGAAAGAAAAAAAAAAAAAGCACCAUCAGGCAGGAAAGAUGGUUAUUCUGGUUUUGUUGCUCAGAGGCGUCGCAAGCCGACCCCUCUGUAAAAACCCUGUGUUAAAGGAUCCGACGAUGGGAAUGAAAACGUUCCUCUUUCUGCUGCGUUUAGGCCUGAUAAAAUUAUUCCAAGCCAGUGUAAAGGUUUGGCGAACGGCGGCACGGAGAACAGCUCGGGAGAGAAGCGGAGAGAGCACCACUGGAGAAGUUACAAGUUGAUUAUUGACCCGGCGCUGAGAAAGGGCUCACACAAACUGUACCGAUAUGAUGGACAACAUUUCAACGUACCGAAUCCCGGGAUCCCUCCGGUGGACAUGGUCAGGGACCCGCGGAUCGGUCGCCUGUGGACCAGGUACAAGGAGACCGACUUGCCCGUGCCGAAGUUUAAGAUUGAUGAGUGCUAUAUCGGUCGCGUGCCCCCGAAGGAAGUGACAUUCGCGAGGCUGAACGACAACAUCCGGGAGGGUUUCCUUAGUGACAUGUGCCAGAAAUACGGCGAGAUUGAGGAGGUGGAAAUUCUGUACAAUCCGAAAAAUAAGAAGCACCUGGGCAUCGCGAAAGUGGUGUUUGGCUCUGUGAAAGCGGCCAAGGACGCGGUGCAGAACUUGCACAACACCUCUGUGAUGGGGAACAUCAUCCACGCAGAGCUCGACCCCAAAGGUGAGAAUCGGCUGCGUUAUGUCCAGCGACUGAUAAACGGGAGCUUUACACCCCUGACAGUGCCAGUGGGAGAUGAGGAGACGAGUGAGGUGUCGCCACGUAGCCUAGCCGAGGCUCUGCUGUCUUGUGAACCGUUACGUCGCCUCUCUGAAAGUGGGUCCACCAGCACAAGCACGCCGCUCUCAAUGGACACAGCAUAUUCAAGCCUUAGACAGGAUGCUACGCCCCAAUCGCAGACAACGCCCAUAACGCCCCGCCCUUCUGGCACACCCUUCUCUCAGGACUCUGCUUACUCUGGCAGGCAGGCCACGCCCACCUUCCAGCGCUCCCGGAGGCACGAGACCAAAUUCCAGGACGCGUACAACCGCCGGCCAGAGAGGCAUUAUGUCCACGGGGGUUACCGCGGCAAUGCAGAGAAGCCAAACCCGCCCCCUGAAGCUCCACCUCCUCCGGUCACCCCCAAUUUUAAGCCCGCAUUCUCACCAUAUCAGCCUCCCAUGCCCCCUGCUUACCCCCCUGCUGAGCCGCAGUUUCACCAGUCAGAAUACAGACACCCGCCUCCUCAAGCCCCGCCCCCUACCAAACCCGAAUUUCAACCAGAACCGCCUCCUAUGCCCGAGGAAGCACGACCUGCCACGCCGACCUCCUGUCCCUCCCCCUCCCCAGGCACACCCACUCUGGAGGCAGAGCGUCACAGCCUGGACUCACGAAUUGAGAUGCUGCUGAAGGAAAAGCGCACAAAGUUGCCAUUCCUAAGCGAAGGUGGAGACUCAGACGGAGAGGUGCGCAUGGAGGGCAGUCCCAUCUCCUCCUCCUCCUCUCAGCUAUCCCCCAUCCCACCAUCCUCUGCCACCACGCGCACACCCCGUCCACCAAGCACCGGCCUGGAGGAUAUCAGCCCCACCCCUCUGCCCGACUCCGAUGAUGAAGAGCCCAUCCCAGGCACUGCCUCCGCUGUACACCUCCCACCGAGCGCCUCACCUUCAAACACGCACAAUGUGGGGGGGCCACAUACCCCAACAGACAAAGUGGAUACGGGUAACCAGUCGUCAGGGGAGGAUAUGGAAAUCUCUGAUGAUGAGAUGCCAGGCACGCCCAUCUCCAGCGACUGUGCUAAGGGCAUUGUGGUGAACUCGGCCGUGUCUCCGAUAACCCCUCAGUCUAUGCCGCUUCCGCCACCUGGCUUCCCCCCUCUGCCCCCUCCUCAGCCUGCAUACCCUAUGCACCCUGCUCACUUGCCCCCUCAUCUUCCUGCUCCACCACCAAUGCUGCCCCCAAUGCCCCCGUACCCACCGGGCAUGAUGGCCAUGAUGCCUGUGGAUCUGAUGAGCUGUUUGCCUCAGUGGGGCAGCGUGCACAUGUCAUUUCAGAUGCAGACGCAGAUGCUGAGCCGAAUGGCACAGAGCCAGCGUGCUUACCCUUACCCACAGUUCCUAGGGGGAACAACAACAGCAAGCGCAGGUACCAUGCAGUUCGGUGGUCCAUACCCACCCUUAUCCAUGGUGAACACUCCUAGUGGUGGACACUCUCAGCCUUGGCAUUUACCCAGCAUGCCCAAGUUUAACCCGUCGGUGCCACCGCCCGGCUAUGAGCCGAAGAAAGAAGACCCGCACAAAGCCACGGUGGACGGUGUGCUCAUGGUCAUCGUCAAAGAGCUGAAGGCCAUCAUGAAGAGAGACCUCAACCGCAAGAUGGUGGAAGUGGUGGCCUUCAGGGCCUUUGAUGAAUGGUGGGAAAGGAAGGAGCGAUCUGCCAAGGCAACAUCCACCCCAGUAAAGACAGGUGAGGCUAAGGAGGACGAUAAAGAGCGAGUGAAGCCGAAAGAGACGUUAGCGUCCAGUCUGCUGGAGACAUGGGGUAAAGGCGAAGGUCUUGGUUACGAGGGCAUGGGUCUGGGCAUCGGCCUGCGAGGUGCCAUCCGCCUUCCGUCCUUCAAGGUGAAGAGGAAAGAGCCUCCAGACCCUGUCUCCACAGGAGAGAGUAAGAGAGCACGGCUGUCCACGCCUGUAGACGAUGAGCUGGAGGAUGAAGAGUUAGAGAAAGCAGACGCCCCCUCAGACGGCACCCGAGUGGAUGACGCAUCUUCCACCAAACGGAGGCAUGCCCGUCCCGUGGAGCUGGAUAGUGAAGGAGAGGAGGAAGAGGACGAGGAAGAGGAGGAGACGGGCAAGGAGGAGUCCUCUGUGUCCGAGCAGGAGGAUGAGGCCAAUGUAGAGGUCUCGGAGACCAUGUCCUCUAGCAAGGAGGUGGAAGAGGAUGCUGAUGAUAAUGAAGACGGGAGCGAGUCUGAGAGUGAGAGCAGUUCUUCUGACUCGUCUGAUGAAGGGCACACCAGCUCAAUGUCCUCUCGGUCCGACUCUGACUCCUCUGAGAGCGACAGCUCCGACUACGAGUCCAGCUCAGAUGAGAAAGAGGAUGAGGAGGAAGAGGAGGAGAAAAAAGCACACAAGGUCUCCAUGGAUACAGAAGAUGAAGAUAAGGAGGUGCAGUCGUCGUCCUCGUCUUCCUCGUCCUCACCUUCAUCAUCCUCUGAGGAAGAGGAUGAGGCGGAGAUGGAGGCUCCCAGCACACCUGUGGCUCCUGUGGAAGAGGAGAGUGAGGUAGCAAAGCCCGAGGCAGAGGAGACAGGGAGUGCCGUCACUGCUGCUCAGGACAGUCUGCAACUUAAAGAAGAGUCGGGCAUUGAUCUUGAGGUAAGGAAGACGGAACCCCUCCAGGAAGGCUUAGGGACUCUGAGGCCUCCAACCCCACCUCAUGCAGAGGAAGAGGAAGUUCCUCGGACUCCAGGUCGUGAUGUCCCUGUCCCUUCAGAGGCAGAGACACCCACUAUUCACCUGCCUCUUCCCCCUGCUCAUUCUGUCCUCCCGGCCCCACGCCUCUCGAGCGAUGAGGAUGUUCCCCGCACACCAGGCCGUGACCUUCCCCGCCGUCUUAGUAAAUCACAGAGCAGUGAAACAGCACCUACUACACCUACCAUACCUGCUACACCCAGCACACCCAGUGAAGCCCCGCCCACAGGUAGCAGCUUGUCGCUCAGCAGCCCAUUCCCUUACCCACUCCUCAGUGCAGGCAUCCCUCCCACGCCUGGUCGAGAUCUGAACUUUACCCCGGUUUUCCCAGACUCCCCUGCUGCCCUUCCCCUUCAAAGGAAGUCCUCCUCCGAAAAGCCGCUGUUCAAAGAACCUGGCAGUGCCACUCCCUGUUCGUCUUCCCCGCUUCCUGUUGUUCCAUCUUUUUGUUUAGAUGCUGGUGCUGUGCCAAAUAAUCAGCAUGUUCCAUUCAUAGAACUUUCUGUGUCCGACGAUUCGGCUUCUUCAAAGAAGAAACCGGGCCGACCCAGAAAGUCUGCAGUUGCCGAACUUGAGGAUGGCCAAGAACUUCAUGAGGCAAUGAUGUCGCUUCCGCCAGACCUCCCGGUGAAGGACCUAUUACCUGAAUGUGAAGCAUUACCAGGAGUACUUCGAGGGGCAGAUGGCUCCACAGCAUUGGCUCAGAAGGAGAAGGAAGAAAAAGUGGUAGAGGAACUUGAGGAAAUAAAGAAGGAGGUGAAGGAGGAAGUGCAGGAUGUGGAACAGACCGUUCUCUUUGAAGAGCCGCUACAGAAAACACGGGGUCAGAGGAGGAACUGGGAAGAGCUCCUCUUCACCAUGCACCCACACAUAAGGUCGCCUCUGCGGCCAAAGUUCUUGCCACGGAGCGAUUUUGAGGAGAUGACCAUCCUCUAUGACAUCUGGAACGAAGGCAUUGACGAGGAGGACGUACGCUAUCUCAAAAUCACCUAUGAUAAAAUGUUGCAGCAGGAUAAUGGCCAUGACUGGCUCAACGACACACUCUGGGUUCCUCACCCUCCUACCAGCAGUGGCAGUCUGCCUGGGGGUAAGAAAAAGCGGCGAGAGGACGGUAUGCGUGAUCAUGUGACUGGCUGUGCGCGUAGCGAGGGCUACUACAAAAUCGACAAAAAGGACAAACUGAAAUACCUGAACAGCACUCGGUUACAGUCAGACGAGCCUGAUAAAGACAUGCAGGGCCGGAUGAUCCCGGCUCAGCCCCACGCCUCAACGCGAGCAGGCUCGGAGCGACGCUCUGAACAGCGCCGCCUGCUGUCCUCGUUCAGCUGUGACAGUGACCUGCUCAAAUUCAACCAGCUCAAGUUCCGUAAGAAGAAGAUCCGAUUCUGUAAGAGUCACAUCCACGACUGGGGUCUGUUUGCCAUGGAACCCAUCGCCGCUGACGAGAUGGUUAUCGAGUACGUCGGGCAGAACAUCAGACAGGUGAUCGCGGACAUGAGAGAGAAGCGUUACGAGGAGGAAGGCAUCGGCAGCAGCUACAUGUUCCGUGUUGAUCACGACACCAUCAUCGAUGCUACAAAGUGUGGAAACUUCGCUCGCUUUAUCAACCAUAGCUGCAACCCCAACUGCUACGCCAAGGUGAUUACGGUGGAGUCUCAGAAGAAGAUCGUAAUCUACUCGCGCCAGCCGAUCAGCGUCAACGAGGAGAUUACCUACGACUACAAGUUCCCCAUCGAGGACGUGAAGAUCCCUUGUCUGUGCGGAGCCGAGAACUGCAGGGGGACGCUCAACUAGCACUGUCGAGCGCCAUGAAGCAGGGAGGGUGUUGGGAGGGUAACACACAGACACACACACACCCUCCACCCUCCACUCUGCAGUUAGAGCAGCUACGUGUGUAGGGCUUUUUAUACCAAUAAAUCCAUCCAACGAUUGUUUACGAUUUACACACCGGUGCUCUUUAGACCACAACAUGAAUUUUCUACCACUCUUCCACUGAGAGAGAAGGACGGCCACCCCAGUCACCCUUCCCUUUCCGACGUCUACGCACAAGUCAUUGUGUAUUAGGCGGCUUUUCGCCCAUCCGCUUGCUUCUUUCCUCUUUUUACAGACUUUAUUUCUAUACUGUACGCUCCUAACGGGCACAGGCCUGUUGGCCACUACACGCACACAAAUUCAGACACACUACUCAAACUUCAGGCUCGCUCACACACGUCGUCUCGCACGCUUCCGUUGUCUGCAAGUUUUCAACAGUGUUUGCCCCCCCCAACUCCCCCCCUUUCCCCAUUUGCUUAUUUAAUGCCUUUUCAAGUUGCCGUGUGUUUUGCAUGUUUGUGUAUGUGUGUGCUGCCCCCUGCUGGUUGUCUACUGUAAUUAUCAGCCUUCGGAAUUAUAGUAAGGACAUUUAUUUUUGCAAAACAAAUUGCACAGAGAAGGAGAGAGAGAGUUGACCAGACGCUCAAUCUGUGUUAAGUAUUUAACCGUGUCACACAUGGUGGUAAUAUGGCAUUAAUUCCAGUUGAAUAUAUUAUCACAGGUACAUGGUGGGACGGUUCUGUAUGCCGGUUAAAUGGUUAAUAUGGAAGAGUUAAUGAAGAACAGCAAAAAAAGGGACCUUAGAAGACAGCCAAGUGUCUGCCAUAGUAAAUGUGCUAAACAUAUCAUGAAUUUAUCGUCCAGCAGAUGAUCAGCUCGAAGUACUUACUACAGUACAGAAGUUGGUGUUUCUGAAGACUCCGUUUUGAGAUGGUUUAUUCUAUAUCCACUGAGCUGCUUUCAUUACACCCGUUUAAGCUAAAUGCUUGAUCACUAAUACCUAGUAUUAAAAGUCUUUCUCACACACACACACACAAUGUAUUAGUCACACACAUAAUGGCAUGUAGUUUCAGAUUUCAGGCUUUAUCAUACCGGUCUUUCCUCCAGUGCUAACUGCACAAUCGUCACUUGUCUCACCUGUAUAGUAUUUUGUCCUUUGAGCUGUAUUACGCUUCCUCAUGCUCACUGAUGGAUCAUAGCAUUAUGCUAAUUAGCUAAAUGCUGAGGACAGGAAAUGAUUUAUAUUUGGUGCCAAUUUUCUCCUUGGGUACAUUCUAAUUCCACCCUGCUGUGUUAUUUCUGUAAGAAUGCGUGUGUGUGUGUUUGUGUGUGUAUUCUGUUUGUAACACUAGUACUUUAUACCCUCUCACCUCCUUUCCUCUCAUGCUCCCAUCAGGGUGGGCGUGUCUCUCUCUUUCUCUCUCACUCUGCGUUUAUGUUCAUACUGUACAGACGAACCGUUUGUACGAAGGAUCGGGGACUUUUUAUCGCGAUACAGUAAGACAUCGAGUAUCGGUGCAUCUUUUUUUACCAGCAGAACUAAUUUGAGAUGAUGAGAUGAUAUUUUUGGGAGAGCUGACGUAUCUCGGUUCUCCCUUUAAAGAUUGUUUCUUGUAGAAACGUCUUUUUUUUUUUUUCUGCCUGCUUUCCUUCAGUGUAAAUACUCAGACUGUGAAUAUAUAAAUAAAUAAGUAUAUAUAUAUAAAUAUAUAUAUAUUUUGGAGGCGAGGGCUCGCUUGGCGCCACAGAGAGCGUGUGCAGGAUUUCAGCUUGUGUCAAGCUUUAUUUUUUAUUAUUUUUCAGUUUGUAAAUUCUAUGAAAGCAGUUUGCCGUGUGUGAUGGAGGGAGGAUGACGAUGCUGCAUCGUUCCCUGACUAUUUAUUACACAAAUGUAUGAAAAACAGAUAAUUGACAAAAAAUAAAGGAUGU
Molecule: messenger RNA, 7317 nt
Organism: Hemibagrus wyckioides
Lineage: Eukaryota; Metazoa; Chordata; Actinopteri; Siluriformes; Bagridae
Gene: setd1ba
Product: SET domain containing 1B, histone lysine methyltransferase a
Exons: 18
Coding region: 442-5370 (1642 amino acids)
Cellular component (GO): Set1C/COMPASS complex
Molecular function (GO): histone H3K4 methyltransferase activity; RNA binding; protein binding
Source: RefSeq, a predicted model, not a curated record